UGAGUGUGGGUGUGGAUGUGAGUCUGUAUGUGUGUGCAUAUCUGCUUUUGUAUAUGCAUUGCAGGGUAUGUGUGUGUGUGCAUAUGUAUGUGGGUGUACAUGUGUGCGUGUACCUCUGUGUGUGUGUAUAGAGACAUCAAAACACACUAGAUAAGAGCCCUUAACUCUUCUCCUUCAACCCUGGUCUUUACUUCUCUAUUACAACUGAUGUGGUUCUUACUGUAGAUUCGCAUUGAACAGACCACCUCGUCUCCUAGGAGGGCUGGAGGAGGGAGAGACAUGGUGUUCUUCAGCUGCACAUCUAGCCCUGAGCCUGGCUUCUGCUGCAGCAGCAGAAGUGGCAGCAUCCCUUUGGAACUGGAGGAUGAACCUCCCUGCAUGGAGGAGGUUGAUUACAGUUCAGACAGCAGCUCAGAACAGGAAGGGAACUUGUCUGAGUUGGACCGGAGGAUCCAGGAGUGUGCCUUCAAUAAGGACGAGGGAGAGGAAGAAGAGGAGGCACCGGGGCAGGGAGGAGAAGCCAUCCCAUAGCCCCGAGGUUCACAGCAAGUUCUGUGUCUCCAACCAUUGCAUUGGACAGGCAGCUAUGUUGCUGCUGCUUCAUGAUCAGACACACACAAUGUAUGCGUCAGUGCAAAAAGCCCGCCUGUGUGAACUCAGCAACCCCGUUUCCAGAUUUUAUUCUAGUUUCCCUAUGCAUCGAAGCUGGCCACUUUAUAACAUUUUGCAUGCACAUGUAGGUAGCCCCUGGGGCCUGUGCAAGCUGCCAUUGUGCUUAGAAUGGGACUCCACGUAUGUACCUAUACAACCAUCCUGCCUUAUCUGCACAUGUACCCCAGAACCUAAAGUACAAUUAAUUAAAAAAAAAAAAAGAAAUGUGGCCAAACAAACAUUACUGUACAAUAGUUCCUCCUUAUUAAUCCCAAAUUAAUCCAAGACUUCUAUGAGAACUCCUGGAAGUAGGCGCUCUGUUUUCAUGGUUAUUUCUAUGGUAGAAGAUAUCCAAGUUGAUUGUAUCCUUGCCACAUAAUAGCAUAUAUCCGAAUCUUUUCCAGUACUGCAAAAUGGCAUUUAAUUGCUCCAAUUGCAUGCUCUGGUUACUAGUAAAUAUGAAUAUCUUCAUUAAAACAAACAAACAGAAAGAAUGGGACUCAACGGGUAACUUCAGGAUUACCAUGGAUCCUUUCAAGAUUGUUCUGUUAUUCUCCAUUCCUGUGCUUGAAACUGGAGCGAGCUGGAAGUAGAGGAGUUGGGUUUCUCCUUGGCGUCUCAGCGAGAAUUCUAAGUGGCUAUUUAAGUUGUUCCAUCUAUGAGUGUCAUCUUCUACUGUUAUUUCCCCACCAUGGCAUUUGAGCUCCCCAGAGCAAACCGUGAGCCCCACUGAGACUCUUGAGAUCUGGCAGGGUCUUCAGGUGCUGGGUGCUUCAACAUGAAAAACUGUGCAUCCAAGUACUUGCAGGUUUCAUCCAUGAUGUUCUCAGGCAGCAUAUAUUUUACAUACGUGGUACAAGCCAGAAGCUGCGCUAGACUCUAAGAAAUAAGACAUGGUCACUGGUCUUCACAGAUUUUAAGAUCCUGUGUAUUCAGACCACCAAACAUCAUGCUGGGAAGCAGCAAGACCUACUGGAAAAUUUAUUCAUUUCAGAAUCAGACAGCUGUGGUUCAUAUCCUGUAUCUGGCAGUUGCCUGUUAUAACAACUUAGAAAAGUAAUUAAGUUUCCCUAAACUUCAGUUUUCUUAUAUAUAAAAUGUUG
Messenger RNA from Sapajus apella (tufted capuchin), 1754 nucleotides. RefSeq names its product cytosolic carboxypeptidase 4-like. The record is from RefSeq and is a predicted model, not a curated record. Lineage: Eukaryota; Metazoa; Chordata; Mammalia; Primates; Cebidae. The transcript has 2 exons. Bases 280 to 531 code for a protein of 83 amino acids.